AUGGGCUGGGAUAAGUAUGGAAACAAAUACUACAUCACGGAAUCUGGCACUAACAGUCAGGGUAACCACUACUCUAACCGCGAUUAUGGCCCUGAUGCUCCGAACCAAAACUCCUACCACUAUUCCAACAAGGAUGGAUCGUACUAUUACUCCAACCCCAAUGGCAGCACCUACUACAACGACGGUAAAGGUUCUGCCGUUUACACUCCUCCCGAUUCUUCAAACUCGGACAACUAUGAGGACUAUUACGAGUCUUUAGAGUCUUCGGGGGGCUAUGAGGAAACCCACGAAUCCAUACGCUAUACGAUAGAUGUGCAGGUCGAUAAUGACACCUAUAGGAGGUGGUGA
Molecule: messenger RNA, 348 nt
Organism: Penicillium verhagenii
Lineage: Eukaryota; Fungi; Ascomycota; Eurotiomycetes; Eurotiales; Aspergillaceae
Exons: 3
Coding region: 1-348 (115 amino acids)
Source: RefSeq, a predicted model, not a curated record